AUGGUGGACGAAGUGGAGUAUUCGCAGUUCUUGGCGGUUCAUAAAGGCCAGUUGAUAAUGGCCGACAUUCCCGAGCAGUAUUGGACAACUUUACAUAAAAAGCUAAAAAAUGAGGCAAGUUUCAUGCCAGUUAGUGAAUACAUAGCCGAAUUUGGUCCUUAUUUUUAAGUGUUGCAAGUAGUGAGUGCACGUGGUAUUUGUAGUGUUCAAGGACAUUUGCGCAAAAAUAUCCUCACAUUGAUUUUCUGCAGUCAUUUAGGGUAAUACCUUUAUUAUCGUAUUGCUGAUCAGGUCCAAUUUGUUCGGAAGGUGGAUAACCAGUCCACUGGAUAAAUCUCUGUUCAGUGGGUAUGCAAUAGUAUCGGUUUCCCUAAGCCUAAGCUUACUUAUCUGCAGGAUAACAAUAAUAUUUUCCCGGUGAAUAACACUAUCCAACGUUUGAGUAUCACUACGCAAUGCCUGUUAUUCACCAACACAAGCAGGUUGGUUGCAUUUGGUUUCUUGGAUUUCAAUCUCAAAGCCAAACUUCUUGGUUAUGAUGUUUGAUCUGCUUGCUCUUGUUUGGCAACACUCAAGUUCUAUAUUUUUGGGUAUGAAGAUGGCAAAUUUCUACCAGAAGGUUCUUACAUGUACAUGCUAAGUAAUUGCACCCUUUUACUCUUAUUGCACUGUAAAAAGGGUGUAUUCAUUUACUGUUAUUAAAUUUUAUUAGAUUUAUGAUGCUGGGUCAUACUUUACAAUGGCUGUAGAUGAAGAGGGUAGUUUGAGAGUUUUUGUGACCACUGAUGAUGGAAUAAAGACCUCCAAUCCAGACUGGUGAGAAACACACGAUCAUCUCAUUUUACCUUGGACUGAUACCCACCCUAAGUGUUGUAAGUGGUACUCUGCCCAUAGUGGGGAGGGGGGAGGGGGGUACUCCCUAUAUUGUCUAUAUACAGUAGGAAGGCCCUACCCAGAAGGGGUAUCUUUUUAAGGCUUCUGGUACAUGAAAGGGAUUAUGAGAUUUCACUAUGGUAGUAUAUGAAAGGGUAGACUUUCAAUUUGGCUUUAAAAGAGCUUUCUUUUAAUUUUUUUGAAAAUCAACAUCUAAUUCACCUGUAGCUGUAAAAAUGCCAUAACAGCCUCCUGUUUUAGCAAUUUUGUUCAUAUUAAAAAGAUGGGGCCUUUUACUGUAGUUGGAAGAGAUGUUGCAGUUUUUCUUUGUAGGUAUGUGAAUUAGAAAGCUAAGGGGAAGCAAUGGAAGCAUAUAUGAAAGGGGUACCUUUUUUGUCAUAAAUGGUGUAUAAGAGGGGAAAGGGAACAGUGGUCAAAAAUCUACCUUUUUUAUGAGUCCCACACUUUGGAUUAAUGGUCACCUAGCCUGUGUAGCAAGCAUUUCCAGUUGAGUUAUAACGCGGAAUUUUGAGCGGGAGCCAAAAAAAAAAUGGAAGGGGGAGGGGGAGGGGAGAAGAGGAAACGCUUGCCCGCAAACCCCACGAUUCUGGAAAACGCCCCUUGAUAUUUCACGGUUUGGUUCAUUUGUAAAUUGACAGCUCGUCAAGAUAGAUAAUGAAUAGAUUACCAGAUUUGAAAAAUUUACUGUUCCUUAAAACGAACUGUAAUAAAAAGAAGCUUUACAAUAAAAGAAGGUUGAAACUCUAAGCGAUUGCUGUGGAAUUUCUUGUUCUUUAUAGCUGAGUUAAAAUUUGAACGUUAUGUGGCUUUAUCUCAUCUGAAAUCUUGUCAAAACGUUGCAAAGAAAUGAUAUGUCCGGAACAAUUCGCUCUGCCGGUUAUGAGUUUUGCAGAGCAGCUGCUCUCCACAGGCCAGCCAGUGUCGAAAAGUUCUCUACAAUACAUGCCACUCAAUUUCCAAUCACUUGUCCAUGGCGGCUCUAGCUAGUGUCUAGUACUCGAUGUUAUCUCCAACAAAAAGUCCAUUUUUUCCAGUCAGAUACGCAUACCAUCACUCCCAAUAAAUUCGCCUUCACUAGUCUCCACUGCUCGAUCUCCAAUUAUACUUUUGAUCAAAGGGACUCAGAUCUGAUAAACCUUUGCACAAACAUGAUUCAAAUAAAUAUCAGGCCAAAGCAUUUGUAAUCUGCGACCACAAAUCAGAUCAGACCAGAUCUGUGACGCACAUAAACAAAACAUACUUGGUUUGAUUGAUGUAUUGAUUGCUAUUUAAUCAACCCUACCAGCACCACACCAAUCAAAAGCUGCGUUCUUGGGCGUAUGCAGUUUUUCAAAAUCAUGGGGUUUGCGGGCAAGCGUUUCCUUUUCUCCCUUCCCCCUCCCCCGUCAUUCCUUGUUUUUUACUCCCAUCCCAACUUUCUCGAUGAACUCACGCGGAAACGCUUGCUAUGCAGGUAAUGGUCACCGGAAACUUAAGAAAACUUAUUACACUUUUUGUCUUAGGGGGUAACUGUGUCACCAUGCAAUACCCUGAAAGCAGUGGUUUCUCCAGGCUGGACGCUAUGCUACAAACAACUGUUCCAAAAGAUAGUUAAUAUCUGUCCAUGGCACUGGAUGGUGGCAUGAUCAAAGAAGUAGAGGGUUGCUCAUAGUGGUUUCUCUCCCUUCAAAGCGUAGCAUCGGUCCUGGAAAAAACACUCACCAAUAAUCUAUUCUUGAAAGAUAAUUGACAUUGCUUGAUAGUGCCUUGAUUGUUAGCUUGUGGUUUCCUUAGAUUGAACUAGUUAUUGAUGAUCAAAUCUGCUUUUGUUAUUAGUGUUUUCUUAAUUGAUCAUUCUUGGACCUAUGAAGUGAAUUAUGCUCGAUCCCAGCUUAAAGCAGUCCCUGGCCUGGCAGACAGGAUGGCCUUGUUAAUGGGAGUAACAAGUAAGUCACUUAACAUGGGUGCAUUUAGCAGGAGGCCAUGAAGUGGGGGGGGGGGGGGUCACCCUUUUGUCUGAAAGUGUAUUAAAUAAAAUUAAUGUUAAAUAACCUUCCCCAUCCCAAGAUGGUGUCAUAUUAACUUCCAACCUCUCUGCCCUACAUUAGGGACCUUAACAUCUGAGGACGGCGCCGGCAGAGAUGUCGCUGAAAAAGUGAAUUCUCAUUCUUUCAAUCGUCAUCGGGAUUACUCCAAGUCACUAACUUUGUCAAAUUUACAUGUAGGUGAACCCUCUUAAAGUUGAAUUCGUAGGAAGUAUAUCCAAGUUCAGAAAGAGAAGGGAAAUUCUGUCGUCACUUGUGUACUUUUUCUGUACAUCAUGAAAUUAGGCAUUUUCACGUCGUAGUCGUGCAGUGACGGCAAAGAAAUGUACAAAAAAGCGUGAUGCACAUGCAAAAUUGUUGUUUUGCUAAUUAAACCUAUUGCUUUUGUGGCGUUCCCGUUGCCGUCGCCGUCGUCGGAUCUUGCCCCUAAUGACCACUUUCUCCAACAUACCUGUUGAGGAGGGACUCAUCUGUGCAUGUAUAUUUUAUUGACCAACAAGCUUGGAUUUAAAUAAAGUAUUUCUGAUAUAGCCAAAACAAAAUCUGUUUAGAUAGGAAAAAGCAAAUUACUGAUCUUGAGGGAAGGGGUUAGUCACUCAGAACACAGUAUUGGCUUCAUCCAGCACACUCACAGAGAUGCUAUUUUUUCCUAUGUAAUAAACAGAAGGUUGAUAGUUCUUGAUGUACCAGCUACUUUUAUGCCAUUGUGGAUAGUCAGAAAUAAAUUAAUAAGUAUUUUCUUUAAUAAAUGGGAGAAACUACAUGUACAUGUACUUCACUGUGUGUAUGUUGCAGGUCAAUUUCAUUUACAUGUAAGGUUAAUUUUUAUUUAAAAUGUACAUUUGGUUAUAUAGUCUCAAUUCCCUUUGUCUCCUAGCUUUAGAACACAAAGAGAUUGAGAAUCAGUUUGGGUUAAAAACAUUUACAUGUACAUGCACAUACAGCAAAGUAGUUGUCAAGCAUAAUUGUCACAAUUUUAUUUUUGUUUCUAUUAAUAACCAUUAGAUGGAGAAUCCAGUGCAGUGAGUGAAGAAGACAAAAUUGAAAAAAUCUUUGAGAAAAUGUGGAGGUUUGUUAUUUAUUUAUAAAAAAUGUAGUUUAAGUUCACAAUUUGAUGUCUUACCUUUGUCUUGUGGCUUUAUUAAUGUAUUCUAAGAAGCAUUUGCUAUAUUAUUUUCCUAUAAUGAGUAUCAUUUUUUAUACGUGUACCCCAUGUUUAUCAUCAAUGGUUUUUUCACCAUGAUGGGCAAAAAAGAUUCACAAUUAACUUCUUUGUAUAUGUUGUAGUUAAUUUUUUCCUCUGGUUUUUAAUUGUUUUUCUUUUGUUUUAAGGUAUGGUAAUGUGUGCUAAGGAAUUUGAAACAAAAGAAAAAUAAAAAAUUAACUAUAUUAACAGCAAACAUCCUCCAAAUUAGGCCAACAUUCUGGUUAAGAGCAUUCGCUGGGGGUUUUAUCUCAAUCAAAAAAAGAAAAAAAAAUUGAAUGAAUAGUAAUAGUCAUUGCUCUUCUGGGAAAGAAAGUGUUUUAACUGUUCUGGUACAUGUAUCCUUACGCAGGACAAGAGAAUAUAAACUCUAAUUAUCUCAGUUUGCACUUUAGUGAAGAAUACUAUCACAUUCAUUGGUCAGAUUUCUGUGAUGUUAUUGCAAUUGAAACAAAAAAACAACAACAACAACCUAAAAUGCAGUCAAGGGGUACAGAAAAUGUUUGAUUAAAAGUUUCAAGGUUAUCUAUUCAAACCAACCAAAUUCAUAGCAAAUUUUUAAAGUUUUUGCAUUUGCCUGCUGGAAUUUGUUUUAAGUUUAAAAACAAUGAAAAUUCCUUGUAGGCAAAUGUGACCCCUACAUGUACACAUAUAUAUAAACCCAAAUUAUAAAUUGCUUCUCUUUCAGUUAUAAUCACAGUUACCGUAUAAAGAUGAUUGUAAGUACAUUUUGUAUUUGUCUAAGACAAAUGUAAAUGAAGUACAGUGAAAACCCACCUGUAAGAACCUAGAUUAGGUUCUUAUAGAAAUUUUAUUUAGUGCGAUUUUGGGCUACUUAGGUUCUUAAAUAGGUUCUUAAUUUGAUAGGGGUGCCAGCGAUCAGCACAGAUAACUACUACAGGGCAUAUGUGAUAUGGAAUAUGUUGCUGUAUUAAAUAAUUAUCUAGAAUACAGUUUAGAUGAUAACCAUGCAGAAAUUUUAUCUUUCCAAAGUACUAGCAUGAAUGUCUUUCAUGCUGCAGUGUCCAUAAAGUGCAGUGUUACACUUUGAAUCUUGCUGACUGAAACCUAGACUUUUUUUUUCCGGCUGUAUUUUCUUCUCUGCCUUCAUUUUUGUAAACUGAGAACCUAUUGAAAAUUUUAGGCUAAGUAGGUUCAUAUGAAAAGGGGGGUUUUUAAAAUAAAAAUUUUAGCCGAACAGGUUCUUUUAUUUUAGGUUCUUAUAUGUGGGGUUUUUACUGUAAUAUAGUCAACUCUCUCUCUAAGACGGACAGCAUGGGGACUGGCUCUGACUGUCUGUCCUAGAGAGGUGUCUGGCUUAUGUAAAGCUGAACCCAUUCACAAGGAAUACAAGUUUUGUCAGACAGGAAAAUUUGCUCCACUUUGUCUUUCUUCAUGCAAGGGUGAAAGUGGGUAUCAGCAAAACUGACCAAGAUGCCACCAUGAGGUACAACUGUAGAGUAGCAACUUUUUCUGUGUGUUGCAUGUUAAAGAGUUGAUGAGGACACUGGGGUGGGAGCCCAGGAGGUGUGUAGGAAGCAGGAGAUAAAAGGGUGUUUAAUUAAGGGGCUGUUCUACAGGGAUGUGAAGCAAGACAAAUAAGGGUACACUAUUUAUUUUUGUGAAUUAUGCGAUGAUACUUAAUAAUUAUAUAUAUUUUUUCUUCCGGCCAUUACAGGGUUACGAUGCCAGUGGCCUGGCUUAUGAAAAGGAUUAUGAUAAAGAUGAAGAAUAUUCUCCUUUGUGGUUUGUCAUGGAUGAGUUUGGUUCAUGUAUAAGACAUUCAGAUGAUCCAACUUUUGGCAUGAGCUUUAUGAGUUAUGUUCCUCUUGGAAUAUUUUUCUCAAUAAUUUGGCCAUUGAAGGAUCUGGAAUAUGGAGGUUUGUUUCAGGCAAACAAAAAACGUCGAACUUCACAUGUGAUGAACGUAGUGCUUAUAAGCAAGAACAAUAGAUUUUACUCUCUUAGUAGUUUUAGGUUCAUCACAUGUGAAGUUUGAUGUUUGACCUGGUGUUCAUUUCUCAAAACACCCGAAGAGUUUUCAGGGCUAAGAGUGUGGUUUUUUUUUCAUCCAUUUCUUAUGAUCCUUGGGAGUGUUGAGAAACACACGCCUGAAAAUGGUUGAAGACAUUAUCAUGGCUUGAUAUCUGUCUUUGUUUCUCAAAUAGACCUCACUUACUCUUCACAUUAUGUGCUUAAAUUGCCCUUUAGAAACAUAAAUACAAAUCAUUUGAUCUUCUCAGGACAUUUUUUUAUCAUGUGGUGCUCCCUAUAGUUAUGUUACAUGAUCUAAAGUGACUCCACAGCCUGCGCAGCUUAGAAGCUAAUAUGGUGUAUUAAUCUCAAAGACAUUUCCCGAACUGUGAGAUCCCUGCCUUAUGUGAAGUUCCCGUAUUAACGUACAUGUACAUGUAAAAGAAAGUAAGAAAUAAAUAUAAACCUGGAUGUCAUGUUCUUUCUUCUUAUUUUUUAAUUCAGGUGAAGUGACCAGAAACUAUUUACCACAGUCAAAAGAGGAACCCUUAAUAAGGGAUUGUUGUCUGUUGCCAUGGUUCCCUGACAAAUUGACAGACAAGGAAUGGCUAGCACAGUUAUCUUCUGAGUUUACUUUGGAAUAUACAAUAAAACAACUUAGUGACGUGCAGAUGAAGGUUUGCAUUUAUUUUUCAGUGAAAAGGGAUUGCAACUUAAGGAAACGGGGCCAACUUUUAAGUUUAACUGCUGUGUUGUUGGAAAAUGUUCAAAAUCUGAUCAUGCUUUGUUUUGAUUUUUUACAGUCAUUUGAUAUCUUUAUUUUAGAGUUAUAAUUUCUGCUUAUAUUUGAUCAAAAAACGUGGAGAUCACUAUGACAUAACCCCUUUAAUACUGAAUCUUUCUUUACCAAAAAGACUAGAACAAAGUAGACUGAAAUAUUCUAUUAAGGCCAGGAUGCGCCCUUUCUAAGCAACCCAUUUUCAACCGUUCUGUUACAAAAAUGUACACGAGCCAAAGGAAUUAAUUGUUUGUAUUUACCAUCUAGGACUGGCAAGGUGAGAUAUUCCCUAGACCUGACAAAACUGAGGGUCUCACAUCACUUGCAAGUGACAAUGAUAAAAUUUAUCGCGUGUUCACUGAUGUUGUAGAAGUGAAAAAAUUCCUGACACAUCCAAGAUUUGGUCUGGUGGACAACAAGGAAGAUGCUGAUAUUCUUUGGAUGAGAGGGCAUUUUAAAGAUUUCAGGUGUGUAGCAAAUCUAUGUCUACAUGUUAAGAAUUACCUCAUAAAAUUAAUAUAUGCAAAGUCAUUUUGUUUUAUAUCAACAGUUAUCCCAUUCAAUAUUAUCCAGGGAACCCUGAGGCUUUUUUGCUCCUCAUGAUAUUACCGGGGAAAUGAGUUUCUGUAAUUGGGUGGUGAUGAUGGCUUGAAACGUUUACCUAAUUCCCAUUCUCCUUAUGAUGGUUAAUGACUAUCGCUCGUUCUAAUCGAGGAAUCUUUAUCGUCUAGAUCUUUGCAAGACAGUGGAAAAUUCAUAAAUCAGUUUCCAAACGAAUGUACCCUGACAUGUAAAGACCUCUUAGCAUCAGUGUGUCGGAAUGCAACUGCUCUAAAAAGCGGCCAAGAGGAAGAUUUACUCAGAAGGGGACCCGAAUGGCUUCCUGUUACGUUUAACCUGACCCUUGAACUUCCACUAUUUAUUGAUCAUUAUCUCAAGAGAAAGGAGAGGUAGGACAUAAAGGACGGUGAUCGCUUAAACACUAAAUGACCUACUAUGCAAGCAUUGACUAUGCUAUUAAUUAAGGCGAAUACAUGUAGAAGCAUCAAAUGACAGCCCAUUUUAAAGUUUCUCUAAGCGUCUUUCGAGAGUUUUUGCUUAAAAGCAACGACGCUUAUGACAGCAAAAAAGGUCACUAACGGUGAAUUUCCGUUCUUUCAAACUUCAUCGCGACUUUUACACCUCGCCUAACUGUGAGAUACAUAUAAGGGUUUCUGGAGUGCGUCGUGGGGCGUCCACCUCUUUUAUAAAGUGCCGCAUUAGUAAGUUUUACGUUGGAGUCGUGUAGAGAACGACGAAGAAGUGUAUCGAAAACGUUCUUGUAUGCAAGUAUAGUGUUGUUUGCUCAUAAAAACGUCGAUUGAUUUUUUGGCGUAGUUGUUUGCUGUUGUCCUUGCAGUUUUCUUAAGCCUAGUUUCCAUCGUCGUGGUGGAACCAUCUGUCUCCAUGAGUAAGGGGCUGUGAAGAUCGAGACGCCACGGUCCAGACAUUUCUGUGGACACCAGACAAUAUGUAGGCUUCGAUUUUAUCCUGGUGAAGGCAACCCAAAUCCUCUGUAUUGUUCCGUCUCCAUAUGAUUGUCUUGACCGCCAGCACACUUUUUCAGACGACUUGGACAGUCAAAAACAUCCGGACUAUUAUGUGAAAACCAGACUAAAGCGUUCGUUCAACAGAGCAAGUCCCGAUGCGCAACCAAUCACACAAAAUGAAUCAUGCCUACUUUCCAUGUAAAGCAAUAGAAACACCAGCUCGUGCAUGCAUUGGGAAUUAAAUAGGAACUCUAUAAUCCUUAUAUUCUCAGCCUGUUUCACAUUUAAUCAAGCCUUAGGGAAAUUGAAAAAAUAAAAGAAAUGGUAGGACAGUGAGGCUCCAACACGCUUGAUAGCUCAUCCUGGUUACCAUACUAUUUCAUUGCCACUUUGAGGUUGAGGAGACCGGUUCGAGAUGGUUGUCAAAGUGCAUUGUGGGACUGUUUUGGGGGACAUAUUUCAACAUGGCGCAAAUUCGUCCCCCAAAACAGUCCCACAAUACACUUUGACAACCAUCUCGGCCCGGUAUCCCGCGCAACCUCAAAGUUGCGAAUUACAAACAAGCUCCAUUGGUGUUUCUUCACUUGAAUUCAAAAGAGUGUUAGCACAAAAAAGCCUCAUCAAAAAAUAAGCUGACAAAAGCUGCUGCAGUUGGUGUGGCUAGUUUUCUUCGUAAAUGCAUGAACCCUUUUUUCUAGAUGUAUAGUAUUCUAAUAUAGGUUUUGGUAAGGGUUUACAUAAAAAAAUUCCUUGUUUUCAGAGAGCUUGACAAUCACUGGAUAUGUAAACCUUGGAACCUGGCGAGAGCUAUUGAUAGUCAUGUGACGUCAAACUUAAACUACAUCAUACGCUUAAGAGAAACGGGGCCUAAGGUUUGUAUUAUUGGUUAUUAUAGAGAGAGUAUUCAAAAGAGUAAUGAUAAUCACAGUUGCUAGGUGCUCGUCCAAUUUUUUCUGCAAAUUCUUUUUGAGAUACCAACAAUUGAUUUCAGUGUCUAGUGACAUUUAUAACGUAACCGUUUGAGCUGAUUUGGUGCAAUGUAUUUUUUUUGGUAAUAAUCACCUUCUUUUAUUGUCAGCUCCUUGUGAUAGGCUACCAUGUUAUGAUCAAAAGGAAAAUUAAAAUCUCCUUCCCGCCAAUUAACAAUCAUUGGAUGAGGUUUUUCUGAUAUCCGGAAUAAUCAAGGUCGAGGUAAGUGUUAUCAGCCGAGCCAAAGGCCGAGGCUGAUAGCACUAACCGAGACCUUAAUUAUUUAGGAUAUCUCAAAAACCGAAUCUAAUAAUUCUUUUAUUAUACAUUGUUUUGAAAAAAAUAACGACAACACCGUCGCAAGGAACCUGAAUUGAUAUUGCUAUAGGAAAUCAUGCAUUGCGCGCGCAACCUACAGAUUAGUCAGUUAUCUGCUAGCAAAAGGUUGCGCUGUUUUCCAAAAUUACCUGUAGGCUCUUAGCCAAUGCGAAGACAGAUAGUGAGUACAAUGUAUAAUAAAAUCAGGAAUGUGACCGGGAAGGCCAUUUUUGGAGGGAAGGGAAAGUCUCAGCUUUUCAAAAUCCAAAACCCUUCAAGGUCUUGCUCUCUUGUGGAAAAUAAGCAUUUUGUUUGUUUAAAUUCUGGGGAUUACCAAACUUGAAAAUGAAAGGAAAGUCGAAUCAAAUUCUGGUGGUGGUAGUAAUAGUAUCAUGGCACCAUCGUGCCUACAUUGUCUAUUCAGCGUGGUUUUGCAAGGUUCGCAGUUGCCUUCACGUGACGUUUGAAAUAGCGAAAAAAAAUUAGGCCAGAUUCCCCUCUUUACUGCUAUUCAUGUUUGCCAUGCCCAGGAAUCUACAUUCAAUUUAAAUGCUGGACGGAAUGAAGGAAUAAUUGAAGAAACAGUAAUCAGUUUUGCUAUGCUUACCAUGCCAGUGCGGCAAGGCCUUUUACGCCCGCGCGGACCAAAUUUUUAUACCCUUCUGCAAUUUCUUCCCCAGAGACACUGAAAAUUACGAAUCUAAAGAAUCUGGAUUCAAUUGUUUUUUAUACUGAAUCCGCGCUGAGAGUAGAUUCAAAGGACUCAGAGAGGUUUUUUUUUUAAAGAAAUUUUUUUUAAAAAAUUGCACCUGUUUUUAGAUUUGAUCAUCUUGUUUCGGAUUCUCGCCCCCAAAACGCUGCCUCAGCCUUGCGAUGAAGGUUACGAGAGCUUUUGUUUAUCAAAUUUUCUUCCUUCUUUCUUCAGGUUGUCUGUAAGUAUAUCGAGAAUCCGGUUCUGUUUCAUCGUGAGGACGUUGGUCGAGUAAAAUUUGAUUUUAGGUAUCUGGUUCUCCUCUCAUCCACCAAACCGUUGGUACUAUACGCAGACAAAGUGUUUUGGCUGAGAUUUGCAAAUCAGUAAGUUUAUAACCUGAUUUUGUAAUCCCGCUCUUUUGGAAUACGAUGUAUGUUCCUCUUUUUGAUAGGUAAUUGUACAUAAAGAUAUUUUAAUUUUCUUUUUCAGACCGUUCUCAAUGGAUUCUUUUGAUGUCUACUCGAAGCAUUUUACGGUUAUGAAUUACAGAGACAGUGAAAACUUAAAGCAGGUUUGUUUUUCUUUCCUGUUCAUGACAUGUUCUUUAUUUUUAAGGGUACUCUGAAUUCGAACACGCUACAGUCUAAGGAGUAGCGUUUCGCCAGGACUCGGUAGAGAAUCUUACGGAUAUUCUGUAACAGACUAAAUCAAAAUGCGACGUUUGAAUUAAAAUAGCGGCGUCGCCUAUUUUUGUUUUUAACGGUCAUUGCUAAAAAAACUUGUCAACUUGAGUCAUGGUGGAAGUGAUAUACGCCCUGGAUUACGAUACGUUAAGGCAAAACAAAAUUUAGUUUUUGAAUAUAAAUGUUAUAAAAAGAGGAAGGUUUAAGCUCAAUUUAAGUUUUCGUUGAAACUUAGAUUAUGUUUUCGAAACCAAUUUUGUGAAUUGUGAGGACCCUUCGUUUCACAAAUCUGUCAUUUCAAGGUCAAGACUUUAAUUCUAAAUAUUACCUAGUUACACGUAAACGUUUUGAUCGAUGAACUUAUGAACUAAUCAUAUUACUUUAUCACUAUACAAUUCAUAAAAUAAAUUUCAGCUUGCUUUGAUCUUCGCAACAAAUUGUAAACAAAGUAACUUAAUUGUCCUAUGAUGUAAUUUUAGUUUUUCCUCUUAAAAUAGGUUUUCCAAUACUGUAUGUACUUGUGUGGUCAGGACUCAUGCAAUUAUAAGUUGUUGUUGUUGUUGCUCUUUCCCUUGUUACUGCGAUUGGGGUUGCUGUGCUUUGCGACAGUCAGAUCGCGCAACGAAAGUGUUAUAUGAACUGACUUUUUAACAACCUUUUUCUUUCCUAACAGGUUCACCACCAUGAAUUUAUACCCAUGUUCGAGCAACAAUAUCCCAAUCAUAAAUGGGCAGAUGUAGAGGUAUUUAAAGCAUACGACAUUCGUCAGUUGAGUUCAAAAAGUACUCUAUUUGAGAUUAGCUAUGCCAGUUGAAGGCAGGAUAGCUGGAACAGGGUGAACGAAGUUAUUGGGGUCCCGUAAUACUCCCCUCUCUGACGAAAAAUGCACCACUCCACCGGGACUACAAACAGCACUGUGGGUUACUUUUGCGUCCCAUUCGAAAAUAGAGAGCUUUAGAUUCCAAACGAGUAGGACGACGAAUACGAGAUUUCGUCAAUGCUAAGUGGUGUUCGCGCGUGAGCCAGCGUCAUUUUGGCGGGAAAAACGUUAUAGCCGUCGUCGUUCUACUACGAGUUUUAGCGAGAAUGUCGUAGUGGCGGAAACAAGUUAUCAAAUGUUUGAAGUUUUAUCAUUUUGCCAUCGGGACAGGGCUUAACCUCCUUCAAUAAAGAUAACAUUAUUAACUUUUCUGAGGGAAAAAGGAACAAUGAAGAAUUCCGGGGUGUCUAUUUUUUUACAAUACGCGAAAAAACUUUAAAUCAAAUCUCUUGCUCAUAAUCGUUCUCAUCCUCGAAUUUUAAGGUCUCUAAUACUCUACAAACCCUAACCGUGGGGGUUCAUUAGGCUGCUGACUGCGCGAGGCAAUGGUUUAAUAGAUUAUAAUUACUCUUUUUUCCGGCUGGAGUGGAGAGCUAUUCCUAACCCGUGGAAUGGGAUAGAGAUAUAUAUACAGUCUGUAGUUAGCCUUUUGAAACAAGAAACGAUUGGCAUUAUUGUCAACUGGGACAUUUCCACAACGCACCCGCUUUCCCACCCCCCAAAUCUCCCUGCCCCAAAAAUAAAGCACGACGGUAUAAUAGUGUAUUCUUAGACAUAUUAAAUUCUGCAAGCAGAAUACUGCAAUGCUGAUCGUACUACGUGAAAAUUAACUCUAAAAACACCAACACGACACCGAAAGAUCUCAAAACAGAGCGGAAUUGUAGCCAUAGACAGCUUUUUCGCCCUCUUUGGGGCUCGUCAGUAAAGCGUAACAACCAGAGAAAGCUCUAAUGAAAAAUAUUCGCGCACUCUGAUUUCAGCCCUGACCUAAAACUCUCAACACCCACGUGACAGAACCACGCCAUACCACGUGUCUUCUGGGGGGCAACAGUCCAAGUGUCAAGUUGAUGUCUCGCAGAGAAAAUAAAGAAUUGACCAAAACCAACCUAUAAAACAUAUGCACAGAAUCAUGCAAAAAUUACUGCAUAUCGGAUCUAUAAAAGAUCUACGGCCCUAGAACACAUAAAGUACAAACAUUAACCACAAAGGUUAUAUUAAAGGUUGUAUUCUUAUUCAAUGGAUGCACAUACCGACCCACUGAGAGAGACUUUCAAUCGCGUUUUGAAAAGGAUUUAACAUUUAUCGAAAGGUUUAAACUUUAAGAUAAAGUGAGGAAAAACCGAAAAGAGACUCAUUGUGGCAUCGUAUUUUUCCUAUUGUGGGUUAAAAUAUAGAACUAAUACCCGCACGCAAGAAUAUUUCUUUCAGUAUAAGUAUGUUUGCAAGAUUUUGUUUGAAAUGACCCAUCCUUUCCCCAAUAAUGAAAAAAGGUGCCCCAUGGUAGCGGGGGACAGGAAACCUAACUUGAUCCUUCUUCCAUGUCCGUUUUUGCUGCACAGACGAGGGCCCCCAUUUUUCGAUUUGGCUUUGCCGCCUGGCAGCCCAAUUAAAAGACAAAAUGGCGGACGGAUCCCUAGAAGGCUUUGCGUUUUCCACUCCCCCUUCAAUGCCAAUUAAACUCAUUUCACAGCUAGAAAAGAUCUUGAAUUUGACCUCGCUUUAAUAUUGAGAGUUUUGGAACUCCGAAAUGGCUUAUUAGAAGGAAGGUGCCUAAAAGAAGGAAGACGCUAAUUCGACGUUGCCUUUUUACUUUUUGAUAAUCAGGCUAAGGUGUUUAAGAUGUUCCGAGAGAUGUUCGAAGCAGCAGUGUCCGACUCACCACCAAAGACCUUGAUGCACUGCUCACAGGUGAGAUAUCAGGUUUUUCAUGCUCCGAUCUGUUCCAUUUUAAGUUUUGUCCCAUCAAGUUUACGAAUGACUCCCCACCAAACAGCAUUUUAACAUCUUUAGACUUGAUGCAGCUUAGUGUAAAUACAUUACUCUUUGUUUAGAAAAUACAUAUGUCAUCUUUUUGUCGCUUUACCUCAACAAAUGUUUUGGCGGCCAUGCAUAAAUAUUAUCCGAAAAACAAACAAUCCAAGUUCAUUGAGCAAAAUUUGAGAAGUCGGGAGUCGCGACGUCGCUGUUUGAUAUGACCACUCGUGUUACAUACGAAAACAACACCACUCACUUCCAAGAUUUAGUGGUCAUAUUGGUUCUACGAAUAAUGCUUUCAUCAUCAUCAUCGUCAUGUCUGAACGAGCCGGUAGGUGCAUAAGGCCUCUCUACGAAUACUUUACUUUUCAAUAAAACAACAGUGUUGUAGAAACGAUGCCUAAAUGGAGUAACGGUUUUUACUGUGUGUUGAAACGUUUUUCUUUUUCUAGUCCCGUGCGUUUUAUGCUGUGGAUCUUAUGCUGAAAUGGGCUGACGAUGGUACGUUUUGUAGUUGGCAGUGUAAAUAUGUUGCAUGAAAAUUGUUUAAAACCUUGUGGGGCCGCAUCUUAUUAGACAUGAAAAAGAACGGCCAUUAAAUCAGUUAUUAUCUUUUAGACAAUCAAAGACUGCAGGGUGAAGCCAUCCUUACAUCUGCGGGCAUUAUUAAAACUAGGAACACUGGAAUAUUUUGAAACACCUCAGGAACAACCUAGUAAAGCUGACAAUAAGUGAAAUAAAAAAAGGCAAACGUAAAUCGUUAACCCUAACUUUUAAUCUGUAAAAUAUUUAAUGUUUUCCUGUUUUUGUUAUUCACUUUACGUGUUCCGUGAGAUUCGGAAAUGUUCUGCGUUCCAGCUUUUAGCAGAGGCGUUCUACGGAUCAGUAUUGAGAUUCAGGCAUAAUUGCCUGGUUGCACCUAACCCACGUUUUGCCUUAAGUGAGACGAUAUUUUUUCUUUUACUGAUAGGCACAGACCAGAUGAUUCCCCAAGUUUUGGAGGUGAAUUUCUGUGCCGACUGCGAGAGAGCGUGCCGCUAUCAUCCAGAAUUUUUCAACUAUAUUUUCAGUCUGCUCUUCCUUGGCGAUUCCAAUGGUUGGCCUGUGGAAGAGCUAUAAUGACAAACUGGGCUACAAUUUGAUGUAAAUAUACAAAAAUGAAUAUUCAAUUCUUGUAAAGUAACGAGCUCGCGUGCCAUUGGUUGCGAGAUCAAGUUCUUCGGAGGAAGAGAAGAUUUUUAUCAUUUGAAUUGCACUGUACGGUACGGUCGUGGAAGAAACACAUCAGGCGGCGCCAGCCUUACUAUUUACUUUUAGAACAAAGUGGACGUUUUAGGACAGUAAGAAAACAAUUUCGCGUUCUUAAUUAAGUGUUAACAAAAAUAACGUUAUUACACCGUAUUGCCUUCAGUUUCCUUGACAUUGUCGAGGCUCUGAUUAGUAGAAACAUAUGUUUACAAAAGGCAACAAAUAAUUACACAGCACAUACCCCGCGAGCAGAGGAUACAUUUUCGCGGUAUUAGCUGGUGUGCGAAGAGUAGGGUACACAGCACAGAGCGCAGAACUGUUAAUUUAUUUCUGAAGUGUAAACAACAACAAAAACAUAUACUAAAAAGUAUCCACAAAAACAUCAGCAUAUUGCGUAUUGUUUCAUGAAUAUAUAUAUUUUAUUUCCCCCAAUGAUUCCAUUUAGCACCCUUGUUUCAUAAUUAGA
Messenger RNA from Porites lobata, 15575 nucleotides. The record is from the annotation of a GenBank genome assembly. Lineage: Eukaryota; Metazoa; Cnidaria; Anthozoa; Scleractinia; Poritidae.